Molecule: messenger RNA, 4998 nt
Organism: Octodon degus (degu)
Lineage: Eukaryota; Metazoa; Chordata; Mammalia; Rodentia; Octodontidae
Gene: Nf2
Product: neurofibromin 2
Exons: 17
Coding region: 480-2255 (591 amino acids)
Biological process (GO): regulation of gliogenesis; positive regulation of protein localization to early endosome; positive regulation of early endosome to late endosome transport
Cellular component (GO): plasma membrane; cytoskeleton; adherens junction
Molecular function (GO): actin binding; cell adhesion molecule binding
Source: RefSeq, a predicted model, not a curated record
GCGGGGUGGAGAGGCGGCCCGGAGCAGCCGGGAGGGGAUAAUUCCCCCGGGCGCGCGGAGCUAGGACGGUGACAGCCACGCGCGCGCGUGCGCGCCAGGCUACAGCGCAGCCGCGAGACCCCCGCCGGCCGCUUAGAGGCGCCCCUGGUCUGGGUCGCCGCCGUCUAGUGUACCCUAGUUCUGCGACGUCCCGGUCGUCCUCGACCUGAGUCCGCGAGCGCAGGGCCGCACCCGUCCCGUCGGCCCCAGUCCAUUUCCCUCCGCGUCCCUGUAAGGGCCUGCCCCCCAACUCUCCUUUCCCGGGGCAGGGUCCUCGCGGCCCAUGCUGGCCGCUGGGGACCCACGCAACCCCAAUCGCUCUUGGGCCGGCCAGCCGGCCACCAUGGUGGUCUUGAGGCCUGUGCGGCUCUUUCAGGGGGGCUAACCGGUUCAGAGCGUAGGUUUCGGGGCGAAAGGGCCCCGGGCCUGAGCCUCGCACCAUGGCUGGGGCCAUCGCUUCCCGCAUGAGCUUCAGCUCACUCAAGAGAAAGCAGCCCAAGACGUUCACGGUGCGGAUCGUCACCAUGGACGCCGAGAUGGAGUUCAAUUGCGAGAUGAAAUGGAAAGGGAAGGACCUGUUCGAUUUGGUGUGUCGGACUCUGGGGCUGCGAGAAACCUGGUUCUUUGGACUGCAGUACACAAUCAAGGACACCGUGGCCUGGCUCAAGAUGGACAAGAAGGUUCUGGACCAUGACGUCUCAAAGGAAGAACCAGUCACCUUUCACUUCCUGGCCAAAUUUUAUCCUGAGAAUGCUGAGGAGGAGCUGGUUCAGGAGAGCACACAACAUUUAUUCUUCUUGCAGGUGAAGAAGCAGAUUUUAGAGGAAAAGAUCUACUGCCCUCCUGAGGCUUCAGUGCUCCUGGCUUCUUAUGCUGUUCAGGCCAAGUAUGGUGACUACGACCCCUCUCUGCACAAGCUGGGAUUUUUGGCCCAAGAGGAAUUGCUUCCAAAAAGGGUAAUAAAUCUGUAUCAGAUGACUCCGGAAAUGUGGGAGGAAAGAAUCACUGCCUGGUAUGCAGGGCACCGCGGCCGAGCCAGGGAUGAAGCUGAAAUGGAGUAUUUGAAGAUAGCUCAGGAUCUGGAAAUGUACGGUGUGAACUACUUUGCAAUCCGGAAUAAAAAGGGCACAGAGCUGCUGCUUGGCGUGGAUGCUCUGGGACUUCACAUCUAUGACCCUGAGAACAGGCUGACUCCCAAGAUCUCCUUCCCGUGGAAUGAAAUCCGAAACAUUUCAUAUAGCGACAAGGAGUUUACUAUUAAACCACUGGAUAAGAAAAUUGAUGUCUUCAAAUUUAACUCCUCAAAGCUUCGAGUUAAUAAGCUGAUUCUCCAACUUUGUAUUGGGAACCAUGACCUGUUUAUGAGGAGGAGGAAAGCUGAUUCUUUGGAAGUUCAGCAGAUGAAAACGCAGGCCAGGGAGGAGAAGGCUAGAAAGCAGAUGGAACGGCAACGCCUCGCCCGAGAGAAGCAGAUGCGGGAGGAGGCUGAGCGCUCGCGAGAUGAAUUGGAGAGGAGGCUGCUGCAGAUGAAGGAAGAGGCAACAAUGGCCAAUGAAGCACUGAUGCGGUCAGAGGAGACGGCCGACCUGUUGGCAGAAAAGGCCCAGAUCACCGAGGAGGAGGCCAAGCUCCUGGCGCAGAAGGCUGCAGAGGCUGAGCAGGAGAUGCAGCGCAUUAAGGCCACAGCCAUUCGGACAGAGGAGGAAAAGCGCCUGAUGGAGCAGAAGGUAUUGGAAGCUGAGGUGUUGGCACUGAAGAUGGCUGAGGAGUCGGAGAGAAGGGCCAAGGAGGCAGAUCAGCUGAAGCAGGACCUGCAGGAAGCCCGUGAGGCAGAGCGAAGAGCCAAGCAGAAGCUCCUGGAAAUUGCCACCAAGCCCACAUACCCGCCUGUGAACCCAAUCCCAGCACCAAUGCCUCCCGACAUACCAAGCUUCAACCUCACUGGGGACAGCCUGUCUUUUGACUUCAAGGAUACAGACAUGAAGCGACUUUCCAUGGAAAUAGAGAAAGAAAAAGUGGAAUACAUGGAGAAGAGCAAGCAUCUGCAGGAGCAGCUCAACGAGCUGAAGACUGAAAUUGAGGCCUUGAAACUGAAAGAGCGGGAGACAGCUUUGGACAUUCUGCACAACGAGAACUCGGACAGGGGUGGCACCAGCAGCAAGCACAAUACGAUUAAAAAGCCUCAAGCCCAAGGCAGAAGACCUAUCUGCAUUUGAGUCCUCAAAGUAGGUUAUUCCCAGCUUACUUUGCAGAGUGCCAAGUCCCGAGUGGCUUUCUUUGAAGAGCUCUAGCAGGUGACCCGACUAAUCCAGAAUCUGCCACUUCUGUUGCUUCCAGCACCAGCGGGAUGGUCCAACUCCGUGGGAACCAUUUGUAGGGGGCUGUCUGGAGGCUCCCAUGGGAGUUCUGGAAUUUUCUCCAGAUGAGUGGAAAGUUCAGCCCCCUUCAUGUGCAAUUGCCUUUAAACUAUGACCCUGUAGAGAUCUCUCUCAUGGUGUUUUAGUUCUUCUGAUUUGGAUCUAUCUAUCCUUUUUUUUUUUUUUUCCCCUGAGGAGUGUUUGUCUUUCUUUGUCUUAUGUGGGAUCCUGUAGUUUCUUGGUCCCUGGCAACCUGGUUUGUGUGUCUCACUGCCUAGUGCCAACCUCGACAGCCCAGUCUGGAAAGCAGGUGUAGGGAGUGAAGUGCCAAGGCUGAAGCCAAGAAGGCCAGUUCCACCACCCGUACUCCACCCGGCAUUCCAGAAGGUCCAUCCCCCUAGCUGAGGCCCUGGAACACAGUGGACAGCCUGGCUGAGUUAGUCCCAGAGGGACCUGCCUGCUGCAUAUCAUCGGGGAGCUCACCUGAAACUCAGGACCAGCAGUGAAGGGUCCUCACCAGAGCACCAUAGGGUGGGACUCUGGGUUUGGGAACAGCUCAGGGCAAAAGCUAUGAUAAAGGCCCAGUAGCCAGCCAGGGGCUGCAAGUCAGAACCUUGGAGGGAUCUAACGGUACAGAGUGCUCCCCCUCCACCAGCUAUACCCGCCCAGGGCCCGAGAGCCAGAGAGCAGCCAGCUACAUGUAUCUUGCAUCCCCAUCAGCCUUAGACUCCUGCUUGAGCUGGUCAUCUUCCCAGGCUAUGAUCAGGGAGCUCCAAGGCCCCAAGGCCUCACACGUGCUUCCUGUCUGGCCCCAACACCAUUAGACUCCAAAACCCCAGACUCUUACUUGAGUCACCCUUCCUCUGGCCAUGUACCAGCAAGCCUUCCCAAACCCUCUGUAGUACCUACACCUUGUUUGCUGUUGCCUGUGUUUCCCUGGAGGCCCUUUAUUUUCUGUCCUUUAAGGGCCCAUCAGAGUCCCUUUUGUCUUUCCUAGGAGGAAGAGUUGUCUCAGAGCUGGUAUUCAUACAGGCUAGCACACAACUUGUGGGAUUCAGAGCCACCUGUGAUUGGAGGCCACCUUCUGGCCCUUUCUUUACUCCAUGGCUGAUGUUGCUGUGGCCACCUGGGGUCCUAAUAGAGGGUUAUGCAGAGCAGAGCCAGAGAUAGCAAUUUAAUCAGCGAAAAGAUUCUUACUAACUGAAGAGGGCCUGGAGAUCCCUUGAGGGCAGAGACCAUCUCCAGAGAUUUUGUUUGGUUUUGAGGAUCAAAGGCACUCAUGAGAUCCUGCCUUAUUUCCACUGCCAGGCUGACCUAAUGGCAUCCUCAGCUGGUCACUGCCUUCUUGGGCUACCUCGUCCCCUGCAUGUGACCCAGCCCUUUAGGGCAUGCAGGGUGGAACUGUAGUCUGGAACCUAAGAGUGGAUGGUUGCCACUGAAAGGGAGUGUCCUCAGGACCAGAAUCCUCAGCAUUUACAAAGUCAGAUCAUGCUCCUGUGUUUUGACUAUCUUUUCAGGCCUAAAACACAUCCUUGAGUUUCUGCCAGGACCUAAUUUCCUCCCAAUCUGUAAAUUUAAUCUUCAGCAGUGACUGUGGGGCACAAGAGCAUGAUGAUGGUUUAUAAAAGUGAUGUUGGGCCUUGUUUUUUAAUUUAACUGCUGUGUGUAGCUGAAGUCUGGGAAAUGCCAAGCCGAGUCGCCACACGGGAGCUGGCUGGCUGGCUGGCUGGCGUCUGAGCUGCAGCAGGUGCACCUGGAGCCCUGGGGCAGACGGGGAGGGAGGGCAGAAACCACUCAGCCAGGAGUGCUCAGCUCUCCCUGCGGGCGAAGUGGGAGUCCUCAGGAUGUCUGGAGCCCCAGUAGAAAGAGAAAGAACGAGAGCAGUGGCUGGCUUUCAGGGGAUUGUGUUGUAGCUGCGGUAGCUGUUCUUUCCAGGGAGCAUUUUUAGAGCAUGGAAGCUUGUCAAGUGAGGAAGUCUCUGAAGUCCAUGGAGAUUAAAGCCCUGGCCAUGACUGUGUCAUUGGAGUGCUUCUGGCAGCUCUUGGGCUGAAGUACCGUGGUGCCGAACCUGGUCACAAGGUCAGGGCUCCCUGUGAGGCCAUGCUGGCCCAUAGCUGUUCAUGCAUCCUGCUCCCUGCUGAGGCCCUACCUCAGCCACAGCAGCCUCCAAUCACAGGUUACCACUCAGUUCUUCAUAUACCUGCUGGCCCUGCUAGACAACAUCCCCUGGCAUUAUAUAACACUUCUUGAGUAACUGUGUUUUGUCAUCUUAAAGACAUGUUUCUCUUUCCUUUUUCAAAAGUCCUGAGGCUGACAACCAGUGACAGUGACUAAGUGUUCCUCAUUGACAGGGCUGGGGCCUUGCAACCUCUGGCAGUGGCAGCCUUAGCAAAAAUUCAGCCUCUGCCAAUUGCCAUGGGGCCAAGAUGGCCUUAGGGGGCUUCUAGGGAUGUGCCAUCCGUUUUCGAAGAUGUCAAGCAACACUUUUUCCUGCUGGGCCCAAGUAACACCUCCUGUCAGGGCCAGACCACGGAAGGUUAUUUUCUAUUCUGGGAGAUUGUUGUAAUUUAAGUGAUUGUUUUAAUAAAAUCCUAAGCUGUAA